ACGCCUCAUUCUGGUGGGUCCAAGAGCCAAAAUUUCGGUUUCUGGCCAGCUCUCUAAACUCCUCCAUCAUUCCUCUUUCCAGUCCUUUGGCCCUAAGCCCUUGCUAGCGGUUGGCUAAGAAUAGACGCGUCUCUUGCUCGGGAUUCGCUGUGAGCUCUGGGAAGCCCGCCUCCGCUCUCCCGUGAUUCGCUGCUCCUGUGUUCAUCCGCCCCUCCGUCAACCAGAUUGGGUGCUUGGCCGUCCCCGCCAUUAGCGCGUAACAAGCGACUGCUUGCUGCGGCAGAGACGCCAGAGGUGCAGCUCCAGCAGCAAUGGCAGUAACGGCGUUGGCGGCGCGGACGUGGCUUGGCGUGUGGGGCGUGAGGACCAUGCAAGCCCGAGGCUUCGGCUCGGAUCAGUCCGAGAAUGUCGACCGGGGCGCGGGCUCCAUCCGGGAAGCUGGUGGGGCCUUCGGAAAGAGAGAGCAGGCUGAAGAGGAACGAUAUUUCCGACAUUACAGGUUAUGCUUAGAGAUCUCUUUGGGGUGAAGGAUUGAAAUUAAACCCUGAGCCACCGUGUCCUUGUAGAGCACAGAGUAGAGAACAACUGGCAGCUUUGAAAAAACAUCAUGAAGAAGAAAUCGUUCAUCAUAAGAAGGAGAUUGAGCGUCUGCAGAAAGAAAUUGAGCGGCAUAAGCAGAAGAUCAAAAUGCUAAAACAUGAUGAUUAAGUGCACACAGUUCCCCAUAGAAUGGCACAUGUCAUUGCCCUCUUCUGUGUAGACAUGGUUCUGGUUUAAUUAAUAUUUGUCUGUGUGCUACUAACAGAUUAUAAUAAAUUGUCAUCAGUGAA
This is a messenger RNA of Symphalangus syndactylus (siamang), 830 nucleotides long. It is a transcript of the gene ATP5IF1, whose product is annotated as ATP synthase inhibitory factor subunit 1. Gene Ontology annotation, molecular function: ATPase inhibitor activity. Lineage: Eukaryota; Metazoa; Chordata; Mammalia; Primates; Hylobatidae. The record is from RefSeq and is a predicted model, not a curated record. Gene Ontology annotation, cellular component: mitochondrion. Gene Ontology annotation, biological process: negative regulation of ATP-dependent activity.